AUGGGUAUAGCAAAGAAUUCUACUUUUAAUUCAGAUAUGAAAACUUGGACUAUUAAUGAAUAUGAGAUCUUGAAGGAAACUAUAUCAAAAUUUAUUCAACAUAUUCGAUUUUUUCAAAUGACACCUCAAGAAUACUAUUAUAAAGUCCGUCCUUUAGGUAAAUUGCUUCCUAAAGAAGUUGAAGAAGACCUCCUUUCAUAUUUUAUUGUUCCAAAUUGCAAAUUGGCCACAAAAGUUCUUCCACCUAGAAAAAUUCAGUAUAAAUUUGGUUCGUCCAUUCUUAAGGGAACCCAUUUUAAUCUUAUUUCAUACUGGAUUGAUAAUGGUCAAGAAGUAUUGCCAAAUCCACUUGAAGAUGGUCAAUAUGAAUUUAAUUUGCUUUUACGUGGAAGUAGAGAUGGAUUUGAACCAAAAGAUUUUCACUUAAAAUGCAAUAAUAAAGGAGCUACAAUUGUUAUAAUUAAAUUAAAAAAUUUGGAAAAAAUGAUUGGAGGAUAUAAUCCAAUAAAAUGGAAUGGAUCUAAUAGAUUUCUUAAUUCAGAUAAAAGUUUUAUCUUCUCAUUUUCAAAUAAUUUACAAUCAUCUAAAAUUAUAUUAAGUAGAGUUAAACAUGAUGACUCAGCAGUUUCAGAUGAUAAUGAUAGAAACCAAGGAUUUGGUCGUGGAGACUUAUAUAUAUUUAAACAAAGUUGUAAACUAGUAAAUUACUCUACUGAAAUUCAUGAUUCUGAAAAUUUUGAAAUUUAUGAUUAUGAAGUGUUUCAAAUUAUAAAAAAGUAA
Rhizophagus irregularis DAOM 181602=DAOM 197198 is the source of this 780-nucleotide messenger RNA. RefSeq lists its product as uncharacterized. Lineage: Eukaryota; Fungi; Glomeromycota; Glomeromycetes; Glomerales; Glomeraceae. The record is from RefSeq and is a predicted model, not a curated record.